AUGAUGAUGACAAGUACAAUAUUAACCACCACUAUCUUCAUUCUUCUCAUGUUGUGCAAUGUAUGUAUAAUUGCAAGCGAAGAAUGUCCUCCCGCACGCAAAUAUAAAUCAUCUGACGUAAAAGCAUUAAGGAAGAGAUUUGAAGGUUGGGUGAAACGACAUGGUCGAAAAUACAAACAUAGUGAAGAAUGGGAAGUGCGCUUUGGCAUUUACCAAGCCAAUGUUCAGUACAUAGAGUGCAAAAACGCACAGAAAAACUCCUACAAUCUCACAGACAAUAAAUUUGCAUAUCUUACAAAUGAAGAGUUUAGAAGUACUUAUAUGGGUUUAACAACUACGUUGCAUUCACAUAAUACAGGAUUCAGGUAUGAUGAACAUGGCAAUCUUCCAAAAAGCAAGGAUUGGAGGAAGGAGGGAGCAGUAACUAAAAUCAAGGAUCAAGGCGAAUGUGGAAGUUGUUGGGCAUUCUCUGCAGUAGCAGCAGUAGAAGGCAUCCACAAAAUAAAAUCAGGGAAAUUGGUCUCUCUGUCUGAACAAGAACUCGUAGAUUGUGACGUUAAAAACGGUAACCAAGGUUGCCAAGGUGGCUUGAUGGAGGAUGCAUUUACAUUCAUCAUAAAUAAUGGUGGACUAACCACUGAGAAAGACUACCCUUAUGAAGGUAAAGAUGGUACCUGUAACAAGGAAAAAGCCGCACAUCAUGCUGCGAGUAUAAGUGGAUACGAAGUAGUUCCUGCUGGUAAUGAAACUAAGCUUAAAGCUGCAGCUGCACAUCAACCUGUGUCUGUUGCAAUUGAUGCAGGAAGUUAUUUAUUUCAACUUUAUUCUGAAGGUGUUUUCUCUGGCUUAUGUGGGAAGCAACUCAAUCAUGGUGUGAAUGUAGUUGGGUACGGAGAAGCGAAUAGUGUCAAGUAUUGGAUUGUGAGGAAUUCAUGGGGUGCUGAGUGGGGUGAAUCUGGUUAUAUCAGGAUGAAGCGCGGCACUUUUGAUAAAGAUGGUCUGUGUGGCAUAGCCAAGCUAGCCAGCUACCCUGUAUAG
This is a messenger RNA of Trifolium pratense (red clover), 1038 nucleotides long. Its product is annotated as ervatamin-C-like. The transcript is spliced from 2 exons. Lineage: Eukaryota; Viridiplantae; Streptophyta; Magnoliopsida; Fabales; Fabaceae. Gene Ontology annotation, molecular function: cysteine-type endopeptidase activity. The record is from RefSeq and is a predicted model, not a curated record. Bases 1 to 1038 code for a protein of 345 amino acids. Gene Ontology annotation, cellular component: lysosome.